AGUGCCACAAAAACAGCCACCCUGACAGGGUUUCUCCUUGAACCAGGGGGUGACCAUGACCUGCUGUGAAGGAUGGACAGCCUGCAAUGGAUUCAGCCUGCUGGUUCUACUUCUGUUGGGAGUAACUCUCAAUGCAAUACCUCUAAUUGUCAACUUAGUGGAGGAAGACCAAACUUUUAAAAACCCCAUCUCUUGCUUUGAAUGGUUGUUCCCUGGGAUUAUUGGAGCAGGUCUGAUGGUCAUUCCAGCAACAACAAUGUCCUUAGCAGCGAGGAAAAGAGCAUGCUGCAAUAACAAAACCGGGAUGUUUCUUUCAUCACUUCUGAAUGUGAUCACAGUCAUUGGAGCUGCAUACUGCCUGACGGUGUCCAUCCAGGCUCUCGCGGAGGGCCCUCUCAUUUGUAACUCUCAAGGCAACAGAACUUCCAGUUGUGAAUUUUCAUUUAAAAACUUAACUGCCAUUCAUCCAGAAUCCUUCGAUCUGCAGUGGUUCUUUGACAACUCUUGUGUUUCUCCUACGGAUCUCAAUAAUCCCUCCAUCAACAACACAACAGCCAGUAACUGGAGAACAUACAGCUUACACUUCAAUUCUAUAGAAAACAAACAUAGGAUUAUCCAUUUCUCAGUAUUUUUAGGUCUACUGCUUGUGGGCAUUCUUGAGACCCUGUUUGGUCUCAGUCAGAUACUCAUCGGCUUCCUUGGCUGUCUGUGUGGAGGAGUCUCUAUGCGAAGAAACCGAAUUGUGUAGUUUAAUAAUAAUAAAAUGGAAAUACUAGUUUGAACCAUUUUAGAAUGACAUUUAAAAGACAUGCUUUUAGAAAUUCAAUAAUGGAACAUUAUCUAGAAAGCUGUGGAUGAGUCAGUUUAAUCCAAAGGUUUUUUUUAAAGUCACCUUUGAUGUACUUAAAAAACAAGUCAAGCUUUCACACUUAAGCAUGUUGGUAAAUGCACAUUUUCAUAUGGAAA
Molecule: messenger RNA, 966 nt
Organism: Lipotes vexillifer (Yangtze River dolphin)
Lineage: Eukaryota; Metazoa; Chordata; Mammalia; Artiodactyla; Lipotidae
Gene: TM4SF20
Product: transmembrane 4 L six family member 20
Exons: 4
Coding region: 56-748 (230 amino acids)
Cellular component (GO): membrane
Source: RefSeq, a predicted model, not a curated record